This is a messenger RNA of Aspergillus chevalieri, 1278 nucleotides long. Its product is annotated as OSBP family protein. The record is from RefSeq and is a predicted model, not a curated record. Gene Ontology annotation, cellular component: cytosol; membrane; cortical endoplasmic reticulum. The coding region runs from base 1 to 1278 and encodes 425 amino acids. Gene Ontology annotation, molecular function: sterol binding. The transcript is spliced from 7 exons. Lineage: Eukaryota; Fungi; Ascomycota; Eurotiomycetes; Eurotiales; Aspergillaceae.
AUGUCUUCUGACUGGGGCUCGUGGUUUUAUUCUUCAGGCACUCGGUCUUCCAUCGACGAAUCCAACCGCAGUGACGUCCACAGCGGCGACGAUGAGACCGUUGAGCCCGACCAGGGAAAUGUGCUCUCGCACAUCAUUUCCCAGUUGCGACCGGGUGCAGACUUGAGUCGUGUCGUUCUUCCUACUUUCAUUCUCGAGCCGCGAUCUAUGCUGGAAAGAAUAACCAACUUCAUGGCACACCCCGAAACCCUCCUCCCUAUGACCACCAUCGAUGACCCUCUCGAGCGCUUCGUGUCCGUUGUCCGGUUCUACCUGAGUGGGUGGCAUAUCAAGCCUCCAGGCGUGAAGAAGCCGCUCAAUCCAAUCCUCGGAGAGACCUUUACCGGAUACUGGGAAUACCCCGAUGGCACGCGCGGAUACUACAUCGCCGAACAGACCUCGCACCACCCGCCCAAGUCGAGCUAUUUUUUCAUGGCCCCCGAACAUAGGAUCCGGAUAGACGGGACCUUGAAACCGCGCAGUAAGUUCCUGGGCAAUUCCGCAGCUAGUCUGAUGGAAGGUGUUGCCGUUCUGCGGCUUCUGAAUAAAGGUCAGAACCAGGAAAAAGGCGAACGAUAUAUCCUGACCCAGCCCAACAUGUACGCCCGCGGUAUUCUCUUCGGGAAGAUGAAGUAUGAACUCGGAGAUCACAGUUAUGUCCGAUGCCCAGAGCACGACCUGGUUGCGGACAUCGAGUUCAAAACAAAGGGCUAUUUUUCCGGUACUUAUAAUGCGAUUGGCGGGACCAUCAAGAAUGAAAAGACUGGAGAAGUGUACUACGAGCUUUCUGGUAUGUGGAACGGGGAGAUGACCAUUAAAAAUGUCGCGACACACAAGAAAGAGACGCUUUUCGAUGCAGUACAUGCCAAACACACUCCUCCCCUACACCGACCGAUUGAAGAGCAAGGCGACCGGGAAUCACAAAAGUUAUGGCACGACACGGUCAAGGCCAUUAUUGCCCGCGACCACGAUGCCGCAACGGAUUCGAAGACCGCGAUUGAAGAUCGCCAACGUGAAGAAGCAGCCAAGAGGACCGAACAGGGAAUCGAAUGGCAACCGAAACUUUUUCGUCAUGUCCAAGGUGGCCCCGGUGGCCCGGACGAGGGCGAAGAAGAUUUAGACUGGAUCAUCGACGCGGAGGUUGACUCUCACAACCCCGAAGUUGCCGUCAAACAAAUCCUAUCCAUCGCGCCGAUUCUGCCAGGCCAGAAGGAUGAAGCUUCUGCGGCAAGCCAUUGA